Messenger RNA from Camelus dromedarius (Arabian camel), 3140 nucleotides. RefSeq names its product ST8 alpha-N-acetyl-neuraminide alpha-2,8-sialyltransferase 3 (gene ST8SIA3). The coding region runs from base 375 to 1514 and encodes 379 amino acids. Gene Ontology annotation, biological process: oligosaccharide metabolic process; N-glycan processing. Lineage: Eukaryota; Metazoa; Chordata; Mammalia; Artiodactyla; Camelidae. The record is from RefSeq and is a predicted model, not a curated record. The transcript has 4 exons. Gene Ontology annotation, molecular function: alpha-N-acetylneuraminate alpha-2,8-sialyltransferase activity.
UUUAUCUUGCAGGCAGCAGAGGAGAUGGCAGCCUCGCUGGAAACGCGUGGGGGAGCCUGAGCCUGCGGCCCGAGACGCACGGCGCGCCGCUCCAUCGCCACGCCGCCGCGCAGACCCUCCAUCUUCCUGCUCAGCCUCCCGGCCCUGCUCGCCCCUGCCUAGGGGGCCCGGCUUCUCUCUAGGGCUCCUGCCCGCCCCUACCCCCGGCCCUCCGCGGCUCCCCUGCCCGGUCCCCCUCCCCCGGCACACACGCUGACACGCGCGCGCGCGAGCACACACACACACACACACUCACACACACUGACACGCCAGCGAGCUGCUGGCCGCUCAAUGGACCGAUUUCCCCGCUUUUCCUGAUCCCAACCCAGCCCGGGAUGAGAAACUGCAAAAUGGCCCGGGUCGCCAGUGUGCUGGGGCUGGUCAUGCUCAGCGUCGCCCUGCUGAUUUUAUCGCUCAUCAGCUACGUGUCCCUGAAAAAGGAGAACAUUUUCACCACUCCCAAGUACGCCAACCCGGGGGCGCCCCGAAUGUACAUGUUCCACGCGGGAUUCCGGUCACAAUUUGCGCUGAAGCUUCUAGAUCCGUCAUUUGUGCCCUUUCCGCAUUCUCUGACUCACGAACUCCAAGCCAGACCUAAGUGGACAUUUAAUCGGACAGCGUUUUUACAUCAAAGGCAAGAAAUUCUUCAGCAUGUCGAUGUAAUAAAAAAUUUUUCUUUGACCAAGAAUAGUGUUCGGAUUGGACAACUGAUGCACUAUGAUUAUUCCAGCCAUAAAUAUGUUUUCUCCAUUAGCAAUAACUUCCGAUCACUGCUUCCAGAUGUGUCACCCAUUGUGAAUAAGCAUUAUAAUAUUUGUGCUGUGGUUGGAAAUAGUGGGAUCCUGACAGGGAGCCGGUGUGGACAAGAAAUAGAUAAGUCAGAUUUUGUUUUCCGUUGCAAUUUUGCCCCUACGGAGGCUUUCCAAAGAGAUGUUGGAAGGAAAACCAACCUUACCACCUUCAACCCCAGCAUCCUGGAAAAAUAUUACAACAAUCUUUUGACCAUUCAGGACCGUAACAACUUUUUUCUCAGUUUAAAAAAGCUCGAUGGGGCCAUUCUUUGGAUCCCUGCGUUUUUCUUCCACACUUCAGCAACUGUUACCAGGACAUUAGUUGACUUUUUUGUUGAACACAGAGGUCAGUUAAAGGUCCAAUUGGCCUGGCCUGGAAAUAUAAUGCAACAUGUCAACAGGUACUGGAAAAACAAACAUUUGUCACCCAAACGGCUGAGCACAGGUAUUCUUAUGUACACCCUUGCAUCAGCAAUAUGUGAAGAGAUCCACUUGUAUGGAUUUUGGCCUUUUGGAUUUGACCCCAACACAAGGGAAGACCUUCCGUACCAUUACUAUGACAAAAAAGGAACCAAAUUUACCACCAAGUGGCAGGAGUCCCACCAGCUGCCUGCUGAGUUUCAGCUGCUGUACCGAAUGCACGGGGAAGGGCUCACCAAGCUCACUCUGUCGCGCUGUGCCUAAGAACUCAGGACAGAAAGUGCCAAACGGCUGAUUUAAAAGUGCCCCAAGUCACGCUGAAUAGUCAUCAGAAUAGAACCCUAGAGAAUUUCUUAUAAGGACUGUCUGCCAUUUAAGAGGAAAGAUGUCUGCUCCCCCCCUUUUGCACUGCUCUUUUAAGGGUCUUAGCAGGACAGAUGCUUUGAAACCACCUAAUUUAAAACUCGAUUGAUAAAGGGAAUGUUGCAUUUGGAAGUAUGCUGCUCAAGAAAUGGUCUAAAGUAUUUUCAUGUUUGUAUUUUAAUAAUAAACUGCCUCCCAUUUUUUUAUGAGGAUCAGAGCUGUAGUUUCUGCAGCUUUGCUCAGAUAGUCCUCGUAAUCAGAGGCUGCUGGCCAACUGGGGCAGGAUUUCAGUUCUGCCUGGGUGGGAUCAGACUGUUCAAAACGAAAACAAAAAACUGGUUUGCAUAUAUCAUAUUUCUCUCUCUCUCUCUCUGUACCCACCCCCCCACCUCCUUCCCUCCCUUUUCCUCUCUCUUUCUCUCUCUCUCUCUCUUUUUCUCCAACAACUCCCCUGGCGCCACCACUGUGGAGUUUACUAUUCUGCUAGGAAUCAUAUUGAAAUCACUUUGCUUGUAUAUGUCUUGCAUCUGUACUUAGUACGUUCAAGGCUCUGGGUAACAUUGAGGUUUCAUGACAAACUGAGCAAAUCAUGUUGGAUCUUUGAUUACUUUUAUAAGAAAUGCCUCUUAGGAAGUUCUCACUAUUCCAUGCAGUCAUUCUACAGCAGAGUGGUCCUUCUGUGUUGAGAGGCAUAGCAGUGCAUCUUUCCCUGGUACUAAGAAAGCCUAUGUCAUGGGUGGCAUCACAUCUCUUGACAUGAGUGCCAAUAUGGCAAGUCAUUCUGUUGCCACAUCUACAGGGGCAUUCCAACCUGGGUUUAGUGCCUCCCACAAUCCCAACCCAAGCCCUGGGCUGGGAAUUCUCUCAGAAUAUAGAGGCAAAGAGUCUACUUAAGAGCCUGGAACAUAUAGAGGAAAAGGAGGAAGAAUACUUAGAAGAUGUUAUAAUCUCAUAUCCCUUAAAGCAUUGUAACUAUGAUCAGGCCUCUGAGAACUAGCAGGGGUCAAGCAGAGCAAAAGCUCUGAGGUUGGCCAGGCCAGGCCCCUGUGUGACCAGUGCUGAGGUGAGGUCAUCUCAAGUAUCACUGUGUCCAUCAGCACUGCUCCAGAACUUCAAGACAAUUGUAGACACCAGAUAUUCCCUCUUUCCACUGAAAUCAGGUCUACAAAUUAAUACAUCUACAAAUUAAGCAUUUAAAAGGAAAAGCCACUGUGUAGUGGCAAGACUGGUACUAAAUAAACCCUUAGAAUUUGAGAGGUAUUCUUAUAGCUGCACAGGGACCCACUGCAGAGGGAGUCACAGGCUGUUCUCUUUUCCGUUAUUUCAGCCUUAGGAGUAGAAAUCACAUCACUCCUGUCCCCCAUUGUUCACUGCGUAGCACUGUGUUCUUCCAGUUCAGCCCGAAGUCUGGCCAAGUUGAUGUUAAAUUUUAAUAAGAGUUUCUUUCUCCUUUCCAAAUGCCAGUCAAGCACAUUUAUAAUACAUUUGGGUGUGGUAGCUUGUUGUUUUUUUUUUUUUUCCAGAAAU